Mesoplodon densirostris (Blainville's beaked whale) is the source of this 3188-nucleotide messenger RNA. RefSeq names its product junction plakoglobin (gene JUP). The transcript is spliced from 15 exons. Gene Ontology annotation, molecular function: transcription coactivator activity; protein phosphatase binding; alpha-catenin binding. The record is from RefSeq and is a predicted model, not a curated record. Bases 151 to 2385 code for a protein of 744 amino acids. Gene Ontology annotation, biological process: cell adhesion; positive regulation of transcription by RNA polymerase II. Lineage: Eukaryota; Metazoa; Chordata; Mammalia; Artiodactyla; Ziphiidae. Gene Ontology annotation, cellular component: catenin complex; adherens junction.
GCCUUUUGUUCGGUUACUGAGUUGCUGCCUUGGCCAGAGUCCGGAGCAGCCACCGCCCGAGUGCGCUGAUCUCAGUUCGCAGCCCGCGCCGGCUCCUAUCCCGGCCCGACCCCUACCCAGCCCGGCCAGGCUCCAAACCCAGCAGCCACCAUGGAUGUGAUGAACCUGAUCGAACAGCCCAUCAAGGUGACCGAGUGGCAACAGACGUACACCUACGACUCGGGCAUCCACUCGGGGGUCAAUACCUGCGUGCCCUCGGUCAGCAGCAAGGGUGUCAUGGAGGAGGACGAGGCCUGUGAGCGCCAGUACAUGCUCAAGAAGACCACCACCUACACCCAGGCGGUGCCCCAGAGCCAAGGUGACAUGGAUUACCAGAUGUCCACGACAGCUAGAGCCAAGCGGGUGCGGGAGGCCAUGUGUCUUGGUGUGACAGGAGAGGACAGCUCCCUGCUGGCCACCCAGGUGGAGGGACAGACCACCAACCUGCAGCGGCUGGCCGAGCCAUCCCAGCUCCUGAAGUCGGCCAUCGUGCAUCUCAUUAACUACCAGGACGACGCCGAGCUGGCCACCCGGGCCCUUCCUGAGCUCACCAAACUGCUCAACGAUGAGGACCCGGUGGUGGUGACCAAGGCGGCCAUGAUCGUGAACCAGCUGUCGAAGAAGGAGGCGUCUCGGCGGGCACUGAUGGGCUCGCCCCAGCUGGUAGCAGCCGUCGUGCGCGCCAUGCAGAACACCAGCGACCUGGACACAGCCCGCUGUACCACCAGCAUCCUUCACAACCUCUCCCACCACCGUGAGGGGCUGCUUGCCAUCUUCAAGUCGGGGGGCAUCCCUGCCCUGGUCCGCAUGCUCAGCUCCCCCGUGGAGUCGGUCCUUUUCUACGCCAUCACCACGCUGCACAACCUGCUGCUCUACCAGGAGGGCGCCAAGAUGGCGGUGCGCCUGGCAGAUGGGCUGCAGAAGAUGGUGCCCUUGCUCAACAAGAACAACCCCAAGUUCCUGGCCAUCACCACCGACUGCCUGCAGCUCCUGGCCUACGGCAACCAGGAGAGCAAGCUCAUCAUCCUGGCCAAUGGAGGACCCCAGGCUCUUGUGCACAUCAUGCGCAACUACAGUUACGAGAAGCUGCUCUGGACCACCAGCCGUGUGCUCAAGGUGCUGUCCGUGUGUCCCAGCAAUAAGCCCGCUAUCGUGGAGGCUGGUGGGAUGCAGGCCCUGGGCAGACACCUGACGAGCAACAGCCCCCGCCUCGUGCAGAACUGCCUCUGGACCCUGCGCAACCUCUCGGACGUGGCCACCAAGCAGGAGGGCCUGGAGAGCGUGCUGAAGAUUCUGGUGAACCAGCUGAGCAUGGACGAUGUCAAUGUCCUCACCUGUGCCACGGGCACUCUGUCCAACCUGACCUGCAACAACAGCAAGAACAAGUCGCUGGUGACGCAGAACAGCGGCGUGGAGGCGCUCAUCCACGCCAUCCUGUGUGCGGGUGAUAAGGAUGACAUCACAGAGCCCGCCAUCUGUGCCCUGCGCCACCUCACCAGCCGCCACCCUGAGGCCGAGAUGGCUCAGAACUCCGUGCGCCUCAACUACGGCAUCCCGGCCAUCGUCAAGCUGCUCAACCAGCCCAACCAGUGGCCGCUGGUCAAGGCGACCAUCGGCCUGAUCAGGAAUCUGGCCCUGUGCCCAGCCAACCAUGCCCCACUGCAGGAGGCGGCGGUCAUUCCCCGCCUCGUCCAGCUGCUGGUCAAGGCCCACCAGGAUGCCCAGCGCCACAUGGCUGCAGGCACACAGCAGCCCUGCACGGAUGGCGUGAGGAUGGAGGAGAUCGUGGAAGGCUGCACCGGAGCCCUGCACAUCCUCGCCCGGGAUCCCAUGAACCGCAUGGAGAUCUUCCGACUCAACACCAUCCCCCUGUUUGUGCAGCUCCUGUACUCCUCAGUGGAGAACAUCCAGCGUGUGGCCGCCGGGGUGCUGUGCGAGCUGGCCCAGGACAAGGAGGCGGCCGACGCCAUUGAUGCUGAGGGGGCCUCAGCCCCACUCAUGGAGCUACUGCACUCCCGCAAUGAGGGCACCGCCACCUACGCUGCUGCUGUCUUGUUCCGCAUCUCCGAGGACAAGAACCCAGAUUACCGAAAGCGUGUGUCUGUGGAGCUCACCAACUCCCUCUUCAAGCACGACCCUGCAGCCUGGGAGGCUGCCCAGAGCAUGAUCCCCCUUAAUGAACCCUACGCAGAUGACAUGGAUGCCACCUACCGCCCCAUGUACUCGAGCGACGUGCCCCUGGACCCCCUGGAGAUGCACAUGGACAUGGAUGGGGACUAUCCCAUUGACAACUACAGCGACGGCCUCAGGCCCCCCUACCCCACUGCGGACCACAUGCUGGCCUAGCUGCCUGGACCCUAGUGCGGUUCCCCAUCUGAGAGGCUCUCCUCCCAGGCGUUGGGGCGAGAUAGCCAAGUGCCUGAGCCUGGGCAGGAGGGCUGCAACUUCCUGCUGAACCCCGCGCCUUCAGAGGUCCUCUGUAGGGUCUUUCUCGGGAUGGCGAUCUGCUCUUGCUUUUCUGUUCUGGGCUGUGGGUCCAGGGCCCGACACCCCCUCCCACCCCCAAGGCCCUGGCACUAAAGCUUUAGACUUGAGGCCCCCACUUUGUGCCCCCCUCCUCCUGGGCUGCCCGUCUCCAUAGAGCUGUGGUUCCUUCUCCGGCUGGCUCCGAUUUGGUCACUGAGCUCCACCAACUGUACUGAGCCCCGGGGGUCUCCAGGCCCCAGGUUCAAGGCCCAAAGGCCCAGAAUCCAAAGCUUAUCUUGAAAAGUUCAGGGAUCGUCUGACCAGGGGGAUGGGGCGGAGAUGCGGAGAGUGCCUCCCCUGCUCCAGGACAUGGCCUGCUCCCUCCCCAGGAUGCGCAGUUGGCUUUGGCCCCUCCCAGGGUUAGCAGCUCCCUUGCACCUGUCCCGCCCACACAACUGCCCUAGCUGACCCCCUGAGAAGUGCUCUUGGCUGACCCCUCUGGUGUGCGGUGAGGGGCUUUCUCUUCCCCUUCCUGUUUCAGACUCCCCCCAACCACCUCCUGCACACGGGUGUGGGGGGCUGGGGAAGGUCCCAGUAGAAAAUUUUAUUAUUAUCGCUUUAUGUUUUUGGUUAUUGGUUUUUUUGUAUAGACCAAAGCAAAGAAAAUAAAACUAAGGCACAGA